Panicum virgatum (switchgrass) is the source of this 1104-nucleotide messenger RNA. Its product is annotated as auxin-induced in root cultures protein 12-like. Bases 194 to 955 code for a protein of 253 amino acids. NCBI's taxonomy places the organism in Eukaryota, Viridiplantae, Streptophyta, Magnoliopsida, Poales, Poaceae. The record is from RefSeq and is a predicted model, not a curated record. The transcript has a single exon.
UGCUGCCAUCGAGUCAUCACUCGUGUAGUCGUGUUCCAAUUUUUGUCGCCACACCUUCGUUACCCCUAAGUCAAUCAAAUUAUUCAUCCACCUCCUGGAAAAUAAUUGAGCUUAGUCCACUCCCUAUCUUAAGCCCUCCACACCAAAACAGAGCAUCAGCGGCAGCAGACGGAGGAGUAAAGGUUCGUCUCCAAUGUACAUGGCUUCAACGGCGCUGCACCAGCUCUUGCUGCUCCUGCUCGUCGCGGCCCUGCCGGCGGCCAUGUCCUCGUGCGCCGGCGAGGACUUCCCGUCAGGGAGGAGCUACGUGACGUGCGAGGACCUUCCCCACCUCGGCGCGGCGCUGCACUGGACCUACGACGCGUCCGGGCCCUCGCUGUCGCUGGCGUUCGUGGCCGCGCCGGCGGCGCCCGGUGGGUGGGUGGCGUGGGGCAUCAACCCCACCGGCAGGGGCAUGGUGGGCGCGCAGGCGCUCGUGGCGCUCGCGGGCGGCGCCGCCAAUUCAUCCGCGCCGGCCGUCGUCAGGACCUACAACAUCACCGGCUACUCGCCGCUCGGCGACGCCUCGACGCCCAUCGCGUUCCCGGCUACCGGCCUCGCCGCCGACGUGGGCGGCGGCGGGAAGGUCCGGCUGUACGCGACGCUGCGGCUGGGCAAGGGGGUGAAGAAGGUGGUGAACCACGUGUGGCAGGUCGGGUCCUCCGUGACCAGGGGAGCGCCCGACAUGCACGCCAUGGACGCCGACAACCUCGCUGCCAUGGGCAAGCUCGUCCUCUCCGACGGGGCCGCGGCGAGCGCUCCAGCGCCCGCCGGCGGCCCGUCCAGCUCCGGUGGCCGUAACGGCGACGGGUCGCCGUUAAGCAGGCCGAUCUCAGGGGCGGCACACACUGCCGGGGUCUCGGCGCCGGAAGUCGUCGGACUGGCGGUGCUUGGCUUCUUGACGAUUCCAUGGUAGGAUAGAUGCUGCUGUAAACCAUGUCAUUCGUUUUUGUGUGUGUGUUUCACUGUCUUCGUUGAUUUCAAAUUUUUUCAGACUAUGAUGAACAGAAAAACUCAGAAAACACUGCUAUACUCUGUUUUGGAAUGACACAUGUAGUUGAUCAA